AUGCCAUCAGUAGUAGCGCUCGACCUCUGCCAGCUUUUUGACCGGUCCGUCGCUCGGACACCACACCAGCUGGCAGUCGAUCAUGAGAGCGGCUCGCUCACCUAUACCGAACUCGAUGUGGCCUCAUCGAACCUGGCCCGAAAGCUAAAGCAAGAAGGAGUAGUCCCUGGGGAAGCGGUCCUCUUACUUACUGAGCACGGCACCCGGAAUGUUGUCGCGCUGCUUGCCAUCCUCAAGGCCCACGCCUGCUACGUUCCUCUGGACCGCAGCUCGUGGUCAUCAGAGCGGAUCCAGGCCGUGCUGGACGGGACAGACAGCCGGAUUCUGAUCAACACAACCGUCGAGCCGUUCGAAAGCCCGCGGCACAAAGUCAUCCAUCUGACCAGCGCCGAUGUGACGACUCUAUCGACGGACCGCAGCACCACAAAGGUCAUUCCCGACAUCGCUCCCGAAGACCUCGCUUGUUUGAUCUUUACCAGUGGGAGCACAGGUGUGCCCAAGGGAGUCAUGAUUCCACAUCGUGCCGUAGCCAAUUAUGCUCAGACCAGUCCAUUCAACAUGGAUGUGCAGCCGGGAGACCGGGUACUGCAUAUCCUGUCGGUAUCCUUUGAUGCCUCUACGGGCAUGCUGUUUUCCAUUCUAGGCAACUCGGGCAUCGUGGUCCCCGCCACGAUGGACACCCUCUUCGACAAAGCGCAGUCCUGCUCCAUCCUCGCGUCGACGCCGUCAAUCCUGGCAACACUACCCCUGCCGACGGCCCUGCCAGACAGCUAUCCCUACGUCCAUACUAUUCUGUUGGGUGGAGAGUCGCCACCCGCCCCGCUGUUGUCCAGCUGGCUUCAAUUCGGCGUUCGCAUCCUGAACGCGUACGGUCCUACUGAAACCACCUGUGCCUCGUUGAUGCAGGAAGUAGAGGUCUGUCAGGAGACGGGAAUGAUCAAUCGCAGUAUUAUCGGUCGCCCAAUGCCCAAUGGACCGGUAUACCUGCUACAGCCGGAUACGCUCCUCCCGGUCGAGGAAGAAGGCGAGGAAGGGGAGAUUGCCAUUGCGGGCGUCGGCCUGGCCCACGGCUACUACCGAAAUGCCGCACUAACAGCCGAGAAGUUUAUCGAGUGGCACGGCAAGCGAGUCUAUCGCACCGGCGACCAAGGACGGUGGACACGCCGUAACGACGGCCAGCGCGUGGUGGAAUUCCGCGGCCGCAGUGAUCGCACCGUCAAGAACCGCGGAUUCCUCGUCAAUCUACCCGCCGAUGUCGAGGAACCGCUACGCCAGAUGGGCUUCGGUGUCACCGACGUCUAUGCUUCGCUGAUCAACGGUCUCUUGGUUGCGCUGGUGACCCCGGCAACUGCAGAUCUGGACGGCCUGCAGAGCGAGGCGGACCGUCGGCUGUCUUCUUUCCAUCGGCCGGGACGAUACUUGGCUGUCGAUCAGUUUCCACUGUCAGCCAACGGCAAGAUUGAUACCAAGGCCAUUGAGAACAUGCUGAAAGAGUAUCAGGCGCGUCUCUGCGAGGGCACCGAUGAUGAAGAGACCACAGGGGGCGAGCGUCCUACGGAGCGCGAGCAAGUCAUAGCCGAAUGCAUGUAUACCGCGUUGGGGUUGGAUCUCCCGUCGGCGUCGGCGUCCAAAGAUUUCAAUUUCUUCGCCAUGGGCGGAAACUCCCUUGCUGCUCUUCGAUUCACCUCCCUGUGCCGUGAGCGAGGCAUCCUCCUCACUACCCGGGAUCUGUACCUACAUCCAACAGUCAGAGGCAUUCUCCCGUAUGCUCGUGACCUUGCUCAUUCUGGUCUGCCUUUGCCAGACAAGGAGGAGCAAAUCGACCACCGAUUAUCCCUCAAGGCCGAGGUUGCUGCGGCCCUUCAUCUCUUGGGCGACAUUGACGUCGCUCCGUUGACUCCCCUUCAGCUACAACUGAGCGCUCCUAUUUUCCAAAGCGAUGGGACCAACACGAACCAGCUGCGGCAAUCGUAUCCCCUGGCCUCGGCCGAGCACAUCUGCAAUGCAUGGCGACAGGUCGUCCUCAGUGAACCGGUCUUCCGAACGCAGAUUGCGCUGGAUAUCGGGCCCGGUGUGCAGAUCGUUCACGCUCAGCCACGGUGCCAGCCGCAGGAGAUUACCUUUCACCGCCGGGAAGACUACAAUGCUGCCUUGAGCGAUCCUUCCCGUCUGCCGGUUGGACUGGGAAUGCGUUUGGAAUUUAUGAAAUUUAUGCCGAAUGACGACGAUGACGACGAGGGUGAAGUGACUGUCGUCUGGACGGCCCACCACAGCCUGAUCGAUGGUUACUCCCUGGGACUCAUUCUGGCUCGGGUGCAGCAGGCAAGCCAGGGUGUCGCAUCCUCCCGGGUCUCUUCCUUUGUAGACGCAGCGUGGAAUCUGCUGAGCGUGCAGAAGCAGAGAGACACCGAGGCACGGCGGUUCUGGGAGCAGUAUCUGCAGCCGGUACGGUCACUCACGAAAGCAGAGGCAACCACAACGCCUGUAGCACGGCCGUACCUCGCUCAGGAGGUGCUGUUCAAGCAUGUGGGCGGCGUGGACGAGUUACACCGACUCGCAUCCAGCUGCAGUGUCACCCUAGCGGCCGUCUACUACACGGCGUGGGCCAUGACGAUUGCUCGGACGACCAAGUCCACCCUGGUAACUCUGGGAGUUGUCUUCUCUGGCCGCGAGAUCCUCCCAGACGAUGCGCAGGCCGUCGGCCCAUUGAUGGCCACUCUGCCCCUGGUAUGCCGCAUUGACGGAGAAGCCUCGAUUGAGCGCCAGCUGCAGACCACGUUCGAAGGUUUGGCAACCAUUAGCACCUACGCAUGGUCUGCCCCAGAUCAAAUCGGGUACCGGGUCGACUCUCUGCUGGCGACGCAGUAUGAUUUCCCAACCUACGACCAACCCAUCCCGCCGCAAAAGGAGCAGUUCUUCGAGAACACGACCUUUGCGCUGAGUCUCCUGGUCGAAGCUGAUGCUCGUUUCCGCUUGGUGUACAAUCCUUCCGUGCACGGCGAGCAGACGGUCCAGCAAUAUGCCGACACGUUCCAACAGGCCCUCCAAGCGCUGGUGGGUGAUUCGACGAUGGAGGCAUGGCUCACGGGGCCGACAAAAGCACCGCUUGCCGUCGACCAAGCUUCUGAUAUCCAACAUGUCAAUGUACCGAAUGUGGCGUCGGCGUUCUAUGCCUCGGUCGACCUCCACAAGGAUUUGAUUGCCGUAGACGGACCAGGAGGCACGUUACCCUACCGGGAACUGGAUCAAAAGUCGAACGCGGUGGCCUCGCAUAUUGCCAAACACUUCAGCAGGGCUCAAGUCAUCGCCAUCCACGCCGAUGGAACCCUCAACUGGGUUGUCGGCAUCCUGGGUAUCCUGAAAGCCGGCUGCGCAUACUGCCCACUCGAUCCUGCGUAUCCCAUCGCGAGACGGGUCGCUGUGUACGAACAAAGCGGUGCCAGCGCGCUCCUCAUCCCUAAUGCCUGCUCAUCGUCCGCGGCCCUCCUGCCGAUAACCGAUCUUCGCGUCUUCACGAUUCAAGAAACCGAGACAAGCGACACAAGCAGACAGCCAUCGCUGCUCGCAAACGCAAAUGAGGAUGCCCUCAUCGUCUUCACCUCCGGCACGACCGGCCGCCCCAAGGGGGUCCCCAUCAGUCACAGGGGCCUUCUGGCUUUGCAGUCGAAUCCCGAAGCCACCAUGUUCAGCCGUCCCGGUCGUCGUAUAGCUCAGUUCAUGUCGCCUGCGUUCGACUACUGUGCCAACGAGAUUUUCUCUGCGUUGCUGCAUGGCGGAACCUUGGUGCUUCGGGACCCGUCCGACCCCCUUGCCCAUCUCGCGAAGGUCGAUGUGUCGACAAUUACUCCUUCUGUGCUCAGCGUGCUGAAUCCAGACGACUAUCCUAAUCUCGACAUGGUCUAUGCAACAGGAGAACCCGUCACGCCCGGCUUGCUCGCUCGAUGGGGCGAGGGCCGGGCAUUCUACAAUGCCUAUGGUCCUGCAGAGUGCUCUAUUUGCACGUCAUUUACCCGCCUAGAGCCCGGCCAGCAGGUCACCAUCGGAAACGCCGUUCGCACCGCGCGCAUGUACAUCCUGGACCCGGAUCUCCAGCCCGUGUCGGACGGCCAAACCGGAGAGAUCUUCCUGGCCGGACAACAGGUGAUGCGAGGCUACGUGGGAGACGAUGCCAAGACGGCCUACAGCGUGCUGCCGGAUCCCUGGCAUCCUGGUGAGCGGAUGUAUCGCACCGGCGACUACGGCUACUGGAACGCGGACAGACAGAUUGUCUACAUCGGACGACUGGACCGGCAGGUCAAAAUCCGUGGCUUCCGCGUCGAGCUCGCGGCGGUCGAGCAGAAGAUGUACCAAGAGGAGCCGCGGCUUACCCAAGCGGCGGCUCUCGUUGUCAACGAUACUCUGGUGGCCUUUGUCAUGCCGCUUGACGUGGAUGUCAGCCGUCUGGAGCAGCGACUGCGCGAGUCCCUCCAACCCAGCUGGGUGCCUCAGGUGAUUACCGCGCUGGAGGAGUUCCCUUGGACGGCCAACCGCAAGGUUGACUAUCGCAAGCUGGCGGAGAGAGCCACCCUGACGCGGCCGGAGGACUCCCUGCCGCAGCAGAAGACGCCAGCAGGGAUGACGGCAAAGGAUGCUUCUAUUGCGGACGGAAUCGCAACCCUGUGGAAGAACGUGCUGCGUCUGCAGGCAGGCGGCGGCUCUCGCAAGCUCUGUGAAGAUGAUGACUUCCGUGCUCUGGGCGGCCAUUCCGUUCUCCAGAUGAUGUUGGCGGCUCGCCUCGGCAGCACAUUUGGCAUCUCCGUGUCGAUGCGCGAUGUGAUCGAGCACUCCACGCUGGCCGAGCAGGUCGAGCUGGUGCGCCGCAAACGUCAGGCCUCGACGGCCAAGCCACGGACCAUCUGCGACGCGUUUCCCGACCACUGCCUGUCGCCGUUGGAGCGUCAGACGUGGUUCCAGUACCUGAUCGCUGCUGACGUGCGCACGUUCAACAUUCCCGUCCUCUUGCAUCUCGGCGGGACAUUUGACCGCGACCGUCUCGUGCAGUCAUUCAACGCCGUGUUGGCGUCACGCAAGAUCUUCCGGACCAACUUUGUCGAGACAUCACUCGGACCGUGUCGGAUCUUCCGGGACACGCCGCCCCGAGUCCUUGUGUGCGACGGUGCGCUCGACACGACCAAGGAGAUCGACCGGAGCUUUGACCUGGCUCGGGAUGAGCUGAUCCGCGUCUUCCUGGACCGUCGCACCCUCCUUGUGGUUACCAGCCACGCCGUCGCCGAUCUCAACAGCGUGCAGAAUCUGCUGCAGGACGUCUCCGGCGUGUACGCGGGAAGGACGACCCCAACACCGGACCGAUGGCACUAUCCCCGGGCCCCGGCCUGGUCCCGUCAGGCCACAGAGCAGGAACGGAAGUUCUGGUCGAAGUAUCUCGAGGGGGCUCCCCAGCGUCUGGACAUCCCGCGGUAUCCCGGCCAAAUGGCGUUUGAAGGCCGCUCGCGCGUGUCCGAGUUCAAAGGCGACCUCGUUCGACGCGCCGUCACUCUGGGGCAGGAACAUGGGUUGAGUCAGCACCAGCUGGUGUGUGCCGCCGUCGCGCAGACCCUCCAGUGGCUCGCCGGCUCGAACGACGUCGUUCUCGGCUCUCCGUGGGCCAACCGCGGGCACACCGUGGAGCAAGAGUCGAUGGGUCUGUUCCUCGAUCGCCUGCCUCUUCGCUUCAAAACCCCUGUGAAUGCAGACUGCGCCACCAUCCUGCAGUCUACGCGUGCAGCGAGCCAGGCAGCCGUCUGCAAUUCCAUUCCAUUCGAGCAGGUCCUGAACCUCCUCCACCUGCCGCGGACCAUCCGGCAACACCCGCUGUUCGAAGCCAUGGUCACCUUUCAUCUCAAGGGGGCAGUGGAAGAUUGUCUCGCCAUCGAGGGGCUGGAGGUGAAACGCGAGAUGUGCUUUGCGUCCGGGGCCAAGUUCCUGCUCAUGUUCGAAUGGACCGAGAUCGAGGCGGAUCACUGGACCCUGCGCAUCGAGUAUGACGACCACCAGCUCGACGACGCGACCGUCACCACCAUCGAGGACAGCAUCCGAUGUGUCCUCGAAGGGCUGGCGGAUCGGCUCUCUCGCGCCGCCAUCCACGAGCGCCUGAACGCCAUGCACAAGACGGCCAGGACCAAGGUGGAUUGGAACUUCUACCGCCGGCUGGUGGGCAUUCUGCAGCGUGAGAUGGCGACCUGUCUGGGCGUCUCGCUGGAUGAGUUCCCCUGCUCCGUCUCCUUCUUCGAGGCCGGCGGCGACUCGAUCCAGGCCUGGCGGUUGAGCCGUCAGUUGAAACGGGUUGGGCUGGAGGUGCCCAUCUGCAACAUCUUCGAUCAUCCCACGGCGCAGGAUUUGGCACAGCGUCUUUACCGUCAGGUUCUUUAG
Messenger RNA from Aspergillus fumigatus Af293, 6408 nucleotides. RefSeq names its product nonribosomal peptide synthetase gliP (gene gliP). Gene Ontology annotation, biological process: amino acid activation for nonribosomal peptide biosynthetic process; secondary metabolite biosynthetic process. The transcript has 3 exons. The record is from RefSeq and is a predicted model, not a curated record. The coding region runs from base 1 to 6408 and encodes 2135 amino acids. Gene Ontology annotation, molecular function: catalytic activity; phosphopantetheine binding. Gene Ontology annotation, cellular component: cytoplasm. NCBI's taxonomy places the organism in Eukaryota, Fungi, Ascomycota, Eurotiomycetes, Eurotiales, Aspergillaceae.